AUGGAUGCAGAUCCCACGAAAUGUAUUGUCACACUGAAGUAUUCCGUUCCUGUAUCCUCAUCUGUCUGUAAGCACAUAAGGGUUGAAGACAAUGAUGAUGUUCAAUAUUUUAUAAAGUACAACACAGAUGUUAUAGUCUCUAAAGUAACCCCUUUAGUAGCAAGCUUGAAAAAUAUCGAAGGUCAUGGUAUUGAAGGGUGCAAUGGCAUUGUAAGUGUUGAGAGUAGCAAUGCUCCUGCUAACUUUGUUGUGGAACAAAGAAAUGUGGUAAUUCGGGACAAUGAAACUGAAAAUGGUGGGAAUGAUUUUAAUUGGAGUGAUUGGGUUGAAGAAGUGAAUUUUGAAAGUGGUGAAAACAUAGUUGUUGAUUUCAAUGAACCUAGCAACAAAGAGGAACCGCACUCUGCUCCGAUUGUGCAUCCUCAUGAGGACAGCAAUGUCGAACCGUCCACUGUGCAGUGUAGAUAG
This is a messenger RNA of Prunus armeniaca (apricot), 468 nucleotides long. Lineage: Eukaryota; Viridiplantae; Streptophyta; Magnoliopsida; Rosales; Rosaceae. The record is from the annotation of a GenBank genome assembly.